Molecule: messenger RNA, 1686 nt
Organism: Sebastes umbrosus (honeycomb rockfish)
Lineage: Eukaryota; Metazoa; Chordata; Actinopteri; Perciformes; Sebastidae
Gene: nif3l1
Product: NIF3 NGG1 interacting factor 3-like 1 (S. cerevisiae)
Exons: 7
Coding region: 112-1380 (422 amino acids)
Cellular component (GO): cytoplasm; mitochondrion
Source: RefSeq, a predicted model, not a curated record
GCUGCAGAGGGACAUUAAGUAAGUUCGCUCCGUUACUUCGGGAGAAAUGUGACAACAGAGCACGUGUAGUCUAACAACUAUAUAGUGAGAGGCAAGCGGAAGUGUCCACUGAUGUUGACUGGAUGCAGAAGAAGCCUCUCUUGGACAUUAUAUUCACUCACCCAUAGGAGACCUUGUACCAGGAGGAGCUUCACCUCCCAGGCUGCUCUCUGCUCCUCUGCCUCAUCAGUUUCAUCCACUCCUCACAGCUUCUUCUUCACAAGCCAACAGACCUCAUCUCUCCACGUCCCUCCCACUUCCUGCUGCCUCUCUGUUUCUGCUCACUGUUCAGGCCUGAUGGAGCUAAAAGAGGUGCUGCAGGUGUUGGAGCAGCUCGCCCCUCUGUCUCUGGCUGAGUCGUGGGACAACGUAGGCUUGCUGGUCGAGCCCAGCAAACCUCGGCCCGUUAAAACCAUCCUGCUGACCAACGACCUCACAGAUGCUGUCAUGGACGAAGCAGAGGCCAUGAGCUGUGACCUCAUUAUCUCAUAUCACCCUCCGUUGUUUCGGCCAGUCAAGCGCCUGGUUCAGAAAGACUGGAAGCAGCGAUUGGCCAUCCGGGCUGUGGAGGCAAGGAUGGCCAUCUUCUCCCCUCACACCUCUUGGGAUAGCGUUAAAGGAGGGGUGAACGACUGGCUGGUCGGGGGACUUGGUAGCGGCCAGGUGUCUGUGCUGAGUCAGGCCCUCGGCGGAGCCUCCUACACUCACAAACUGGACUUCACAGUCAAGAGCACAGAGGACCUGAACACCGUUAUGGAGGAACUGAAGGCUUGUGACAGUGAAACAACACUGCAGCAUUCAGUCAGCAGACCUGACAGCAGUGGGAUCCACGUCAGCGUAACCUGCAGUGACUCAGCGCUGACCCCCAGUGUCCAGACUCUGUUACGACACAAUGCUCCCAGCCUGUCCUUCAGCAUCCUGAAGUUAGAAAAGCCCCCUCUCCCGGGCCAUGGCCAAGGACGACUUAGUGUUUUGGACCAACCAGUAACCGUGGCAACAGCUAUCCAGAAAAUGAAGUCCCACUUGGGUUUAAGUCACCUCCGUUUGGCUCUGGGAUCGGGGCAGAAGCUAGAGUCCUCUGUGUGUACUGUGGCUGUGUGUGCUGGAUCUGGGGCCUCAGUACUGAACGGAGUCAAGGCAGACCUCUACAUCACAGGUGAGAUGUCCCACCACGAAGUGCUGGACGCCGUGGCGAAGGGAACCAACGUCAUCCUCAGUGACCAUAGCAACAGUGAGCGGGGCUUUCUGGCCGUGUUUAGGGAGAAGCUGGCCGUGCGUCUUCCCGACAGUGUAACAGUGGCGGUGUCGAAGGCUGACAGAGACCCUCUGGAGGUGGUCUGACCAACUUGCACUAGUUAGUCUGUUGGAUGCAUUUUCUUUGUUUUGAUUGGAUCAAAUUAACGACAUUACAAAAAGCACCUUCUGUUUUUUGUAAUAAUGUGAUUCAAAUGGAUGUGGCCGAUAUGAUUGUAUUAAAAAAAACAAUUCUCCGUGCAGGCUCUUUAUGUAAAGCCGUAAAAGAGUAUGUCAGUAUAUCUGUGCCCGGUGUAAUAAUGAAGAGUGCUUCCUGUGGUACAUGUUAUGUGGUGUUUAUCACGUAUUUCUGGCAGGGUCUUAAUAAAAAUGGAUUCUGUUUGAUCACAAAAA